AGUUGCUAUGGCUCAUUCUGUAAAACAGAAAUCUUAUGGUAUAAAUAGAUUUCUCUACAUUUUAACCUUCACGACAGACAACUUGCUUUAGCGGGUUCUUGUACAGUCAUGCAGUUUUUCUGUUGAUUAUUGCCAGAAGUAUUGAUACAACUUUUUGUGCAUGCACCUCACAAGUAUUUACAUAAAGCAAUUUUCUUAUUUUUAAAGGAAUCAUAAUUUGAUGGAGAAUCUCAUGGUUACCCCCACACCUGCAGUCAAAUACAGUGGGAAAUUAGCUUGAGAGAUCCUGUGUUUUGUGGUUUCAGUGUUUUGAGAGGACUUGGCUUGUUAAAUUGAACUUUCCACACUAGCAAUUCCUGCAUCUUCAGAAGAGCCACAUCGGCAAUUUCCAAGUGUGCAGUUUCAUUUGCAUAAUAGGAGCAAUUUGUUGCCAUCCACAGCUCUUCUGUGGAAAUGCAGCCACUGAAAAUUAAAAUACCUUGCAUCCAACAUUUCCUAGAACAGAGUUUUGUGAGAUUUGUGUGCUCGGAGCAGUGCGUGCCAGGGAUGGGCAGGGAGACAGACCGGGCUGUGAACUCUUCCGUGCUGAUGGUGGCUUUAUCCAGGGCAGUGUCCACCUGUGCAGGUGUGCAGCACCUUGCUGUGCUUGGUGUUCCUGAAUCUCUGUGCUGCCUUGUCUAUGAAAGGCAGUUUCCAUCAGGGCAGACUUUUUUCCUCAGAAAACCAGUAUUCUUGGACAGCCAGCUCUUGGAUGCAAGUCCCUGGUCUUCCAGUCCGCUUGUGCAUGGCACUUCUGGUUAUUGCUGGAACUUAGUAGUAAACAGUGAAGUUGUUACGUUUUUAUCUUGAGAUUACUGUAACCUUAUCUUCUUUGUUUAAACCACGCUCAUGAAUGAGCAUCUGUUUUGGAAAACAUGCAGCACGUGGCUUACAGAAUACAUGGUUGCCUUGUGUUUGCCUGGCAGAAAUGUUAAAUUUCCUCAGUAAGAGAACAGUUCUACUUUAACAGUACUUAAAAUUCUUCUGUCAGUCUAUUUUAAAAAAUCCUCUGAGAUUAUAUUAUCUCAGUAAAUGGUACAGGAUUGGUUUUUUGUCUUUAAAGGUUGAUGGGAACAUGUAGAUUCCAAGUGGGCUUUCAAGAAGAAAGGGGCAAAAACUAUUGUGCCUUCAAUCAGCAUUAGAAAAAUACUGAAUAUACUCUUGGUUUUUGUCAGUGUCUGAUUUAUUAAAUGAAGGAAAACACAGACAUCUACUGAGACACAAGGAAUGAGCAGAAGGAAAGCAUAAGUGGUAGGAUGUCUUGGGAGGCACUGAAAUAAUUUGCAUGGAUACAUAGCACUGCUGGACUUUAGGACAGCUGUGCAAACACGUAAGGAUGGAGAUCUGGAAUACCUGGUGGGAAUAGGUAACCCUGGCUUUAGAGAAUGCACCUGGAAUUGGGAAAUCCCACUGUGUUGCCUUGCCUUUGAAUUGCAGUAUUUCUCAGGAGUCCUUUGACCUUUUUCUGACCCAUCAGAGCCCUGAUCUGUGGGUAGUGAUAACACCUUAGGAAGAAGAGAUGAACCUGGACAACUGGUGAAAGUACCUGGAGAAAGUUGUGGGGAAAAGUCCCCAUGGGCUGUGUUACCUGGUGCCAUUGGCUGGGAUCGUGAGCUGUAGCUAGUUAGGAUUUCUAGGCAGUGCUGCUGUCGCUUUUCUGUUCAGUGUCUCCAUUCAGACUUGCUAAAAUGCUUUUGUGUGGUAUGUAAUGCUCUGAGAUUGAGCUUCUGCAGGUUUUGCUGCUCAUGCCUCCUUCUUCAAAUAGGCUUUCUGAAAAGGAGUCAUGACACAGAACUCCUUAACACGGUGUCUUUGGGAAAAGGCUGUUUGCUACUCCCAGAUCACCUCCCUGCUUUAGCCUGUCUGUGUUGGGUUUUCUCCUAAGACUGUAGUUCAAGUAGUGGCAGUUGAAGUAAAAAUACCAAGUGUAUGUGCAGUAGUGCACUGAAGUUCUGUAGUGGCCCAAACACACUGUUUCCAUCCUUGAAUUAUGAUACCUUUCUUUUUUCCUGGCCUGUGACUAUUUCUUUCUGAGCCAGGAUAUGCCCUCUGACUUCAGUGGGAGCUGAAGGUGGAGUUUUGGCAUGUGGAAGCCAUGGUUCUCUCUGCUGUGAGCAAGAUGUUUGUGGCCACGUGGAACCAGGCAGGGCUUGCUUUAAGCCAUGUGUACAUUACAGGGGUCUCCCUAAAUGUGCACCAGAGAGAAGGUGUCUGUGACCACAUGUCCUUGCCCAGUCACUCUACAUGGCAUUUUAUUGUAUUUGCAGCCUGGUCAAUAAACACCACGUGUGUUUGGGGCUCCUUCACGUUAGUCACUAGACAAACAUCUACUCAGUAGUAGGCGUGCUCGGAAAAGCAAGCCUACGCUUCAAAAAAAUCAUUUUUUGUGCAUCUGACAGCACUUUUUGUGUAUAAUAAUGGCAUAUUCUUUCCCGUCCCCUUUCUCUUUUGCUUGAUCCCACAGGGAGGUCAUAAUUCUGUGAUUUUCACCAAACUCUGUUGCAAUGCAAGUGAGUGUGAUGUGAUAAAUUCAGCAUUAUGACGUCACUUCGUGAUCACCAGCAGAAGAUGGGGGAGAAGAAGUGGGUGACAGUUGGCGACACAUCCCUAAGGAUUUACAAAUGGGUACCAGUAACAGAGCCUAAAGUGGAUGAUAAAAAUAAGAAUAAGAAAAAGGGCAAAGAUGAAAAAUGUGGCUCUGAAGUGACCACUCCAGAGAACAGCUCCUCCCCAGGGAUGAUGGACAUGCAUGAUGACAAUAGCAACCAGAGUUCAAUAGCUGAUGCUUCCCCAAUAAAACAGGAAAACAGCAGUAAUUCCAGUCCAGCACCAGAGCAGAACUUGGCAACACAAGCAGAUGGCACUGAAGUCAAGUCUGACGAAACUCAGGCAGAGGCAAAGGAGCAGCCUGGUUCAGAAGAUACCUCUGAUGAACAGAAUUCACAGUCUUCAAUGGAAAAUUCCAUGAAUAGUUCAGAGAAAGCAGAAAUUCAGUCCUCUGGAGAAAAUGAUUUAAUUACAGAGGCAUCUAAAAACUCUCAGGACUCUGAAGGAGUGCCACCUUCUAAAAAGAUGAAAGUAGAGGCUUCCCAACAAAAUGUUGAAGAGAUUUAGACUAUAGAUUUUUCUGGUCAGUUUUUAUGUAAGGUACAUCAGUGGGCUUAAUUAUAGAACAACCUUACUUAAGCAUCUUCUCUUGGAUGAGGACAGAACUCCUAACUUUUCAAGUUACCAAGCAAAAAUCCAAGAAAGCCUAACAAAGGUUUAACUUCUCAGACACUGAAAACUUUUUCCUGUGAAACAAACAUUGAGAACUUUUAAGUUACUGUCUCUGAAAUGGUUGGAGUAAACAACUCAGGAGGGGUCUACGCACUGUUUCUAAAGUCAAAAUUACAAUUAUGUUGCUGCUGUAUUUUUUUUUUUUUUUCAUUUCUCUAUUUAACAUUGUAAGAUAUUUAAGGAUGGUACAGGUCAGGUAUUAGCUUUCAUGUGAAGUUCAUUGUUCUGGCGUGAUGUCUGCUUUUGUUUUGUGCCUUGUGUUCUGAAAACAGUGCUAACUUUUAAAAGUUGUUUUGCAACUGUCUCCUUUGCAAAGUGGCCUAUGUUUGCAUAAUGCCAUGUAGUAAGGCUUUUUUUUUUUUUUUUUUCCUUUUUUUUUGGUUGGGGUUUUUGUUUCAUUUUUAAGUUUUAAAUCCCUGGUGCUUAAAUUUUUAAACAACUACAAAUCAGGAAGCCAUUUUCACUCUUGGAGUCCAAGGAGAAAAAGGAGCUUGAUACUUUAUUUUAGCAGCUAUAGUGGAGAUCUUUUAUUGAAUGCAUGGCAUUCGCAACUGUAAAUUUGGUCUUCUAAAUACUUAACUUCAUCAGAAGUUAACAUGAUCUGUUUACCAUUUAUAGUCCAGAUCUGAAUAGAUAUUAUAACACAGGCACUUAAAAUACUUACGUAUUAGGUCCAGAUCUCUGUACUGGGUACAACUUGCUUUACAGAAAAGUUCCACUAUGUACAUAAAUAGGAUCAAAGGGAUUGAUGCACAGUGAGUUUAUUUUCAAUUGGUCUUUUUUGAUAUCAUGUUUUCACUGAACUGGAUUUCAUUGUACUGUUUCAUUAUGAGAUGUUUACUUCUAUGUUCCAGGAAAAUACUGUACUGGGGAGGGGGUUCCUUACUCUCUUUCAGCAAGUCUUGUAAAUAAGCCUUGUUGUUUCCAUAGUCCAGUUCCUAACUCCAGCUAGGAAUGUUCCUUCUCUUCCAAUUAACGUUGAAGUGUGCUUAUGCUAACAAAACUAACGGAAAGGCACAAGGUAGGUGCAGCUCCCCUCAAAUUCCUGGCGAGCAGAAGUGUGGAACCCAUCUGCAUCAGGUCACGAGGGUCUGGUCUUCCAGUGAGGCUUUGUACUUCACACACACACACACACACACCCAUCCAUGUGUCCAUCCGUGCUGCUGGAUCGGGGCCUUGCUCUGUCUUCUCCUGGUGUGGGAGAUGGAACUUGGGAUUUGAAAUACGAUCUCACAGCUCUGGAAAUGGUUGCGUGUAGUUUGUAAGCUGAAAAACUGUAAAUACUUUUUUAGAUGAAAAAAAAAAAAAAUUGCUUCCAGUUGAUAAUGUUUUUUCAUGAAUUAGGUCUUCUUGAAGAUUAUUUAGGUCUGAAUUCUCCAAUAGUGAAAAUGGCUUGCACUUAGACUACUGCAUUACGUUUGCAAUUACCACUUUAUUAGGAAAAAUAAUGAGGAACUGGGGGGAGGGAAAAGGGGAGGGAGGAGUGGGGAGCCAAUACUGACCUUCCAUAAGAUGUUUGUAGGAUUGAACCUCAAAUAAACCUAUGACACUCAACUUUUCCUUUAUGUUGAAAUAAAACAUUUUGGAUUUUAACUGAAUAAAAUUUGAUUGCAAAUCAUUCAUGAAAACAGCGUGCUCCCUAAUAAGAUUUUGGGAUUUCUGGUCUGAUCAUGAAGUCCAUUAACAUUCUGAAAAUAAGGAAAUGAGGAGCCAAAAAGUGAAUUUGCACAAUAUAUGCAAUGAAACGGUAGAAUUCUCUCUUGAAUUGUGUGUAUGCCUAAAAUGUGGAUAACUGGUCCAUGACAAUUGAUUUGUAUGUAUAUUACAUUCAGAUUUAAGUGAUAUUUUGUGAGAAGUUCUAUUGAUAUAUUAAAUGGGCAAAUCUAGAAAGAUUCAAACUUCUAAAUAUUUUUGAUUUAUUAACUUUUCGUUAUUCUUAAUGCUAAAACAAAACAAAUUGAUGCCACCUUUGACAAGUAGUCAUGUUUACUAAUCCCUCUCUUCAGGUGCAUCGCAGCAAGUUUUUAAUUUUCAUUUUGUAGAUGUUUCCAAGGGAGUAAAUAGACUUUUCAUUUAGGAACUAAUUCCUGUACUUUAGGAAGAAAUAAAAUAUAUAAAUAGCACUAAAAAUACCUCAAAUUUUUCAUUAGAUAGAAGCAUUUAUUGGCAUUAUUGACAUCAACAGGUUUAAUUAUAAACUUCCUUUUCUCUCCUGUGGCUUCUGCUCAGAACUGUUCAUUGUUCUGUGGCUAAUGAGACAAGGCAUCAUAACCAUCUUCCUAGAGGCUUUAUUUCUGAGGUAGAAAUCCUUUAUUUACAGCUUCUACAGAAUGCAUUCAGAUCUUUUAUUUUAACCAGAGAUUCUAGUGACAACAGACAACUGAACAAGCAGAUAGAUUUGGGUUCCUUAGACCUGUUAUUGUCAGUCUCUGAUGGAAGAGACUUUGACAUUAUCUGGUAUGAAGAAAUCCAAAAUAGUGUAUAAGACUGUUAUUAGUCUUUCUUUGAAGUGCCUGAUAACAUUUAUGGGCCAACGGAUGUGAUUGAACACAUUUUAAUGCCAGAAAGUACAGAUGGGACCAAACCAGAACAUGGAAUUCAAAUCCACCUGAGGUUUGAAACCAGAUAUAAAUCCAGCUUUCUUUGGCUUGGACCUAUCUCUACCCAAAACUUGUUUUAUGAACUCACUGUAAAAGGGUUUAUUGAAAGCAUUGAGAGGUGGAGCAGGAGGAGAGAUGUAAUUUUUUUCAAGAUGACUGAAAGUUCUCAUACAGCUGAUGUUUUAGAAAUAGUGCAAAUAUCAAGAAGUGCUUCCUUGCUACAAUGCUGAAUGUUGGAGCUUCAGUUACAAAUAAAUAAAUAAAAAAAAAUUAAAAAAAAAAUAUUAAAAAAAAAAAAAAAAGAAACUAGAAGCAAGCAAGUAAUUUAGCUGAGUUUGUGGAACACGUGGGAAGGCCUUCCGGAUAAUCGAUUUACUCAGCCAAACAUUUUAUAGCAGAACUAUUCCUUGGAAUUUUUAUGCUUGGGAAAGUAGUUGUUAAACAUUCCAAAAA
Cyanistes caeruleus (blue tit) is the source of this 6371-nucleotide messenger RNA. NCBI's taxonomy places the organism in Eukaryota, Metazoa, Chordata, Aves, Passeriformes, Paridae. The record is from RefSeq and is a predicted model, not a curated record.